CCGCUCACUACCCCUCCCACCAGCUCUGAUCCCUCUCCGUCCCCUCCUCGCGGUUGAGCCUUCUUGGGGGAGCCCCCACUGGAUACCCCCUUUCCCAUUCUCCCACCCUUCUCACCCCAACCCCGGACUUCCCCUGGACUGCCCUUGGCCCUCGCUGUAAGCCCCGGCUCCUCUCUGAGGGACAGCCCCCGUUCCUAUCUCCCCUGUCCCACUCGCCUUAGCCCCUCCCUCGGACAGCCCCUGGGCUUGUGACCCAGCCGGCACCGCCUCUCCUAGUGUAAACUGGCUGGGAAUGGAUGAGACGAUACCUACUGUUUGCAGCCUGCCAGUGGGAGGGGAAAAGAAGAAAGGAGGCGGGGUUGAGGGGGGCGGGCCCGGACCUGGGGAGUGAAAGCGAAAGCCCGGGCGACUAGCCGGGAGAUCAGAGAUCUAGCAACUGGAGCAGCAUGGCCAAACCUUGUGGGGUGCGCCUGAGCGGGGAGGCCCGCAAACAGGUGGAUGUCUUCAGGCAAAAUCUUUUUCAGGAGGCUGAGGAAUUCCUCUACAGAUUCUUGCCACAGAAAAUCAUAUAUCUGAAUCAGCUCUUGCAAGAGGACUCCCUCAAUGUAGCUGACCUGAACUCCUUACGGUCCCCACUGGACAUCCCAAUCCCAGACCCCCCACCCAAGGAUGAUGAGAUGGAAACAGAUAAGCAGGAGAAGAAAGAAGUCCCUAAGUGCGGCUUUCUCCCUGGGAACGAGAAGGUCCUGGCCCUGCUUGCCCUGGUUAAGCCAGAAGUCUGGACUCUGAAAGAGAAAUGUAUUCUGGUGAUCACAUGGAUCCAGCACCUGAUCCCUAAGAUUGAGGAUGGAAAUGAUUUUGGGGUGGCAAUCCAGGAGAAGGUGUUGGAGAGAGUGAAUGCGGUGAAGACAAAAGUGGAAGCCUUCCAGACAACGAUUUCCAAGUACUUCUUGGAACGUGGGGAUGCUGUGGCCAAGGCCUCCAAGGAGACCCAUGUAAUGGAUUACCGGGCCCUGGUGCAUGAGCGAGAUGAGGCAGCCUAUGGGGAGCUCCGGGCCAUGGUGCUGGAUCUGAGGGCCUUCUAUGCUGAGCUUUAUCAUAUCAUCAUCAGCAACCUAGAGAAAAUUGUCAACCCAAAGGGUGAAGAGAAGCCAUCUAUGUACUGAACCCAGGGCUAGAAGGAAAAUAAAUGACCUAUAUUUUGUGUGGAUCA
Messenger RNA from Galeopterus variegatus (Sunda flying lemur), 1213 nucleotides. It is a transcript of the gene PSME2, whose product is annotated as proteasome (prosome, macropain) activator subunit 2 (PA28 beta). Gene Ontology annotation, biological process: positive regulation of endopeptidase activity; regulation of proteasomal protein catabolic process; regulation of G1/S transition of mitotic cell cycle. Gene Ontology annotation, cellular component: cytoplasm; proteasome activator complex; nucleoplasm. The record is from RefSeq and is a predicted model, not a curated record. Lineage: Eukaryota; Metazoa; Chordata; Mammalia; Dermoptera; Cynocephalidae. Gene Ontology annotation, molecular function: endopeptidase activator activity. The transcript has 11 exons. The coding region runs from base 447 to 1166 and encodes 239 amino acids.